AUGGCUUUCGCGGCUCAACACGGCGCCAUGACGUUGCUGGAUGAGUCCGUCGCCGAGAAUGCUCGCGAUAGGUGCUUGCAUCUGAUACAAACCCGCGCCCAGAACAUGACGGCACGACUGAUCGAGGGCGAUGAUUUGGACAACCAUGACGACUUGGCAGAUGCAGAAUGGAUGCUGGCCUCGAUUCUUAUCAUGUGCAACUACGAGAAUGCCCGUCGCCGCCUGCAAAUCGCCGAUGAUCACAGGCGCGCGGCCCGGACGAUUGUUAACCUUUUCAAAUGUCAGAACUCCAUCAGCAACCGAGAUCUGUUUGCUUUCUUGCGAAACCAACUAGCCAUAGAUGAUGUGCUGGCAGCUACGACAUCGUUUGACCUGCCCCUCAUUCGGAACGCCGUCACACCGGCACCUGGCUCAGAUCAUCUGCUGUUUUCGACAUAUCUGGCCUUUUUGCACCGCGUCACGCUUGUGUCGGCAGAUGCCGUAGAGUGUCAUCCUUCAAUAUCGCGCCUACGAAGUGGUCUCACGAUGCCUCUUAUUCGAUAUGGGUUUGAGCAAGCAAGAGGCGCCACGCUGAUGGCGGCCGGGCGACUCGGACUAGCAGGAUCAAGCAUGUCCCGGCUGCUUUACUCGAUAAGGUGUCUCGACUACGCCAUCGAGCACGCCUCGGAGCGCAUUGUAGCCGUAGCUAGCCUAUUCGACCAACUGACUGGAUUUGAAGACCAAGCUGCCUUCGUUCAGAAUCUAGCCUGGCCGACGUUCAUUGCCGGUACCGAAUGCCAUGGAGAUCAGCAUCAACAAGAAAUCAUCACGGGCUUGCUCACGGCGAUCCAUGAGGGCACUCGUUUCAGCUACUACCUGGAUGCGGUGAACUUUCUCAAGGAGUUUUGGGCUGGCAAAGACGACGAUUGGCGACCCCUCGCUCGCAUGAGAGAAGCCAUAGGGCAGCGAGUUCUUGUGGUGUGA
Colletotrichum fioriniae is the source of this 963-nucleotide messenger RNA. The record is from RefSeq and is a predicted model, not a curated record. NCBI's taxonomy places the organism in Eukaryota, Fungi, Ascomycota, Sordariomycetes, Glomerellales, Glomerellaceae.